Messenger RNA from Sardina pilchardus (European sardine), 3478 nucleotides. RefSeq names its product macoilin-1. Lineage: Eukaryota; Metazoa; Chordata; Actinopteri; Clupeiformes; Clupeidae. The transcript has 11 exons. Gene Ontology annotation, biological process: neuronal signal transduction. Gene Ontology annotation, cellular component: rough endoplasmic reticulum membrane. Bases 4 to 1983 code for a protein of 659 amino acids. The record is from RefSeq and is a predicted model, not a curated record.
ACUAUGAAGAAACGCUGCGCGGACGCCACCAGGCUUCGGAAAAUGAAAAAGCUCAAAAUGACAGAAAGGAUAUCGGAAAGUGCAUACACAGUGCUGAAGUUCAUGAUAGUGUGGACACUGGUAUUGCUAGCAGACUUUAUUUUGGAGUUUCGCUUGGAGUACCUGUGGCCAUGCUGGCUAUUCUUCGGGAGUGUCUACACUACUUUCCACUGCCACGGGCUGGUCAUAUGCAUGGUGUUUGUGUGUGCCGCAUUUACCCUCGAUAUCUUCUGCUUAAUUUUUGUGCCUCUGCACUGGCUGUUUUUAGCAGCAAGCACCUACGUUCUAUUUAACUACAUUUGGCAUACAGAGAAGGGCAUCUGCAUGUCCACGGCCUCUCUGUGGAUCCUGCUGGUCUACACGGAGGCUUCCCUUCGGCUCAAAGACCAGAAGAACUCCCACGCUAAUUUAUCGCACAUCUUCGCCGCGCACUGCAUUGGCUAUCCAGUGGUGUACCUGGGCUUCGAUGUGACAUGCUAUUUCUCCAGCAUCUUCAAGAUACGCACCCAGAAAACAGUGCAGACCAACAAUGACUUCCACAUGCACCUCCUGCAACAAUCCCUACCUCCAGGCCUGCACCUCUACCCUAAGUGUGCACCCGACACCAGAGAAACAGAUGCUAAGUGGAGACCCAAAGCGGAGUCUGUUCAGUAUCAGUGUCCGCCCGCAGCCUCUGCAUCAGACGAGGGCUCGACGGGCGACUACCUGCAGAUCCCCCAGGCGGAGAGGAGGACCGAGGGGGACCUGGAGGAGGCUCCCCCCAGAGAACUGAACUCAGUGCCCGCAGGGGUCAAGUCACGUGGCAACGACCCGCGUGACCCUUGCCAAGCCCGCGAGCCCCGCAACUCGCUCUCAGGUGGGGCACCCGCGCCGGAGCCCUCAGGGGUCCCCCAGCCACUACCUCAGGAGGAGCAGGGGCCCAAGGCAGCCGUCAAGGCCUCCAAGUGCUCCCCGCCCAAAGCGCGCAAGGCCCCCGUCACGGCGGCGCCACCUAGUGGGAAGGCAGAGAAGAGGCAGAAGAACAACAACAAAACGAUCAGCCCAAACCGGGAUUCGGCGGAGAAAGGAAACGCACCUCCACCAGCAAUCGCAAACCAUCACGCAGAACAGAUCACAAAGCUGGAGCAGGAAUUGCGGCGUCUGAAAGGGGAGCUGCAGGCGAGCCAGCAGACGGAACAGGAGCUGCGCAGCCACGUCUGCAACCUGACCAACAGCGAGCGCAGCCUGAGGCCCGAGGUCAACGUGCUGCGGCAAACCAACGAGCUGCUGCAGAGCAAAAUCCUGUGCCUGGCCAAGAACAAGCAGAGGGACAGGCAGGCCAGCGCGGUGCUGGAGAAGAAGGCGAGGGCUGAGACGGAGGCGCGGGUGGCUCUGGAGAAACAGCUGGCCGAGCUACAGGCACAGAAGCUGGACGAGGCCGCCAUCUUGCUCCGAGGCGCUCCAAACAGGCAGGAGCAAACAGAAACGCUAAUGUUGAGGAAAAAAGUGAAAGAUCUAGAGACAGAGUACAAGCAACUGCAGCUGGAGUGUCAAGGCAAAGAGGGCCAAGUGCUAGCGCUAGAGAAAGAAGUGGAGUCGCUACAGAAGUACAGGGGGGUAGAGAAGGAGAUGGACACUCUGCUGUCAGCCCUCUCCUCUCUUCAGGACAAGGCGCAGCAUCUGGAAUACAACCUGAGUGCAGAAACGCGCAUUAAGCUGGACCUCUUCUCUGCGCUUGGAGAUGCUCGCAGGCAGCUGGAGAUAGCUCAAGGUAAACUGCGUAAGCAGGACCAGGAGAUUCGGGAGAUGAAGCAGAGGAUUGCCGAGGUCAUGGCUGUGUCCCCAACCAUGUCCUACGUGACCCCUCGGCCCCCAGCAGUUCCGCAGUACAUCACCAAGUUCCUCAACAGCGAGCGCUAUGUGCUAAACCCACGUGCACUCAUGUACCAGUGUCUUAAGAAGUGAGGGACCGACUCCACGAUACCCUGCGGCCUUCGGUUUUUCCCUAAUCUGCAAAAACUGUGUUUAUUUCACCAGAUUGAGGUGCCAAAAUGCCAUUUUUGGCCUGCAACACACGGAUCUGUUCCGAUCCAACACCUCAUCAGAGGGUUUAUGCUGUUGUUCUUUUGCAGCUCUGCGCAGGCAGGCAGAACCUUUGGGCCUGAACCAAGUAGGCCUCUUGUACCCAACUGCUGUUUGAAAACAUGCUGUGGAAUUGAAGGAUCCCAAAUGGUCUAGAUAUUUCCUUGGCAGAAGAAAGGAAAUAUUCACUCCAUUUUGAGAGUGAGACAAGCACUGACGUGAGUGAAUAUUUACAAUAGAGUCUUCUAUGCGGCCAUGGUGCUGCCCUUGUUAUGAUGAAGUUCUUGGUGCUCGGCCAUUUUUUGACAGCGUCAAGAAUCAACUGUCAACAGCAAGAGAUGCUGGCUAAUCGUAACAGUGGCAAUAUAUUCACCAGUAUAGUUCAUCUCAAAUUGUCACACUCUAUGUAGAAAGUGGUGGUGUGCAAACAGCCAUUAGGCAAAAGAACCUGAAAAAGGACCACAAACAAGCAGGAUCCCUUUUCUACAGUAGGCAACUGUUAAGGAAGGUGAUUGCUUGAUCACUUGGGCUCUACAUAUAAUAUUAAAGAUCAAAGAAUGAUGCAGAACCAAAUUCCAGGAAGAUAAUUCAUAUUUUGAAUAUUAUUUUAUAUUUAGCUGGUCAGCGAGGAGCUAAUCUUACAGAAGGACAAGGUUACGGUAAUGUAACCAGUAAUAUUGAAAAAAUAUAUAUGUUUUACACUGCUGUAUGGAAGUGAUUUUUUUUUUAAAUGUCACAUCAAAGGUGUCAUUUGAGGAUAAUUUAUGAAGCUCUGGGUUUGAGGUUUGUCCUCAAACAUGUCAGUGACCGUGUAUACUUGCUUGGAGACAUUUUAGAGAAUGGAAGAAAUGUUUCAUACAAAGUAUCCAUUUCUCCUCUCAGACAAGUUUGAGGUACUUUUGUGUACUCACACUGCCUGUAAUUUUUUUGUGCCUAUUCUCAAUUAAUUAUAAGAACUACAGCCCAAGAAUUUUAUGUAAUACAGUGAAGUGUUUUGAUUGAAGUGCUCUGUGCUGUUUUGUAGUCUUUUUUUCUAUUCAUGCACUGUAAUUGAAAGUCCACAUCUAUUUGUUUAUAGAAAUCUUUUCUGACGUGCCCAAGUUUCUUUUUUUAAGAACUUGUUUGUUUUUAGUGUUUACAGGGUGUUUUCUACGAGAACAGUAUUUUUAGCCUUGGUGUAUUUUUCUCAAAAAGGAAUAAUUGAAUAUUGAUUUAAUUUUAUAAGUCUUUUGUGUGUUGUCAGCAUGAAAAUUUGUGUAACUUUACAAAAAGUUUGGAGAAAAUUCAUUUGUGAUCUAAUGUUUGCAGUAAAUUAAACAUUAGAACAAGGGCUUUUCCUUUUCUCUGACAUUUUUAAAUUAAAUAAAAAGGUAUUUGG